Messenger RNA from Aspergillus tanneri, 1650 nucleotides. Its product is annotated as MDR family MFS transporter. Gene Ontology annotation, biological process: transmembrane transport. The transcript is spliced from 5 exons. Lineage: Eukaryota; Fungi; Ascomycota; Eurotiomycetes; Eurotiales; Aspergillaceae. The record is from RefSeq and is a predicted model, not a curated record. The coding region runs from base 1 to 1650 and encodes 549 amino acids. Gene Ontology annotation, molecular function: transmembrane transporter activity.
AUGGUAGCCGACGAAAGUGCUGAUCAUGCUCCAGAGCAGUACUCGCUUCAUGAAAAGAAAUCCCCAGGACUCCAGGAUACAAACAUCGACCAGCAAUCCUCAACCUCGCCUAGCGAUGAGGGUGAAUAUCCGACCGGCUUAAGGCUGAUUUUCGUUGUUGUUGCUUUGAUUUUGGCGAUUUUCUUAACUUCCUUAGACUUCACCAUUAUUGCUACGGCUAUUCCACGUAUUACCGAUGACUUUCAUAGUCUCGGAGAUGUGGCUUGGUACGGGUCGGCCUUCUUCCUGGUUACUGCUGGCUUUCAAACAGCUUGGGGCAAAGCAUAUCUCUUUUUUAGCCUGAAGAUCACAUUCCUGUUGGCCAUUUUUAUUUUUGAAGUAGGGAGUUUGAUCUGCGGAGUCGCCCCUUCCUCGGUAGCACUGAUUGUCGGCCGUGCGAUCGCUGGUUUGGGUGCCGCAGGCGUGAAUACAGGAUCCUUCACCCUGGCGGCGUUUUGCGCACCACCCCAAAAAAGACCUAUAUUCACAGGGUUGAUUGGUCUUUCCUAUGGAAUUGCAUCGGUCGUGGGACCACUUCUUGGCGGUGUUUUCACGGAAAAAGCCACAUGGAGAUGGUGUUUCUACAUCAAUCUACCAGUAGGCGCUGUCUCAGCGAUCUUCAUUAUCGUCUUUUUCCAAAGCCCGCCAGCCUCGAAGUCUACUGAUACCUCAUCAUUGUGGUGGAAAGUGAUGCAGAUGGACCCCAUUGGAACGUUCUUGAUGAUGGCUUCCGUGACCUGCUAUAUCCUCGCAAUGCAAUAUGGCGGAUUGACCCAUCCCUGGAACAGUUCAGUUGCCAUUGGCUUAAUCGUCGGCUUCGUGGCAAUCCUAGCCGUUCUCUGUGGGUGGGAAAUAUACAUGGGCGAGAUGGCCAUGUCCUGCCCUCGCUUGGUAAAAAAGCAUGCGAUUCCCUCGGCAGUGGGCUUCUUCUUCUUCGGCUCAUACAUAGUGGUGAUUUAUUAUCUGCCCAUCUACUUCCAGAGUAUUGAUGGUACUUCCGCGAUCGGCUCCGGUGUUCACAACCUGCCUUUUAUCCUCGCGGUGUCCAUUUUCACAGUUCUUAGUGGCAUUUUGAUUUCCAUGACUGGCUAUCCCGCACCGUUUGUUAUAUCUGGGGCAGCAGUUGGCACAAUCGGAUGUGGCCUUUUAUAUACAUUUAAUAUCGGUACCAGCACAGGGAAAUGGAUUGGCUAUCAAAUCCUAGCCGGCGUCGGCAAUGGAGUUGGUGUCCAAAUUCCGAUGAUCAUGGCACAGGGAAAUACUGCACCACAAGACAUGGCGGCGACAACUGCCAUUCUAAUGUGCUUCCAAACUGUCGGUGGUGCCUUUAUGCAAUCGGGUGCCCAAGCCGCAUUCGCAAAUCGCCUCCUAAUUGAACUUCCCCGAACGGCACCAGAUGUUGAUCCUUCAGCUGUAGUUGCUGCGGGAGCAACAGAGCUAAAAUUAUUCAGUUCCAGUCUAGAUGGAAUCCGCCUCGCUUAUAUGGACGGAAUUAAAGUAACAUUUGCAUUUGCAUGUGCUUCGAUGGGUGUGGCUUUUAUCUUGGCCUUUUUCGCUCGGCGAGCACGAAUUGGGGGGGCAGCCGUGAAGAAUGCCAUUGCUGCUGCUUAG